GAGAGGGAGAGACAGAGGGAGAGAGGAGCAGAGGGAGGGAGAGCAAUGUGCCUUUCACAGAGCUGGGAGCUUGAUGGGAAUGUUUGAUUAGCUCCUCUGAAAGAAAAAAAGGUGUCCAGGCCUCCCUCUGCUGCCUGCCUCUCCUUCUGUAGAAUAAUGUUGGCUGGAGUUUGGGGUACAGAAAAGCUUGGAAAAAAUAACACUUUCAUACUGUGUGGAGAAAAGGAAUAAAAAGUUGCACACCUCAAGCAAGUGCUCCUUAGUGACACACCCAGAUUUUGCUUUACUCACCAUGAAGGCCACAGUCAUUGCAACCUUCUUUGGUGUGUUUCUUAUAUGUACAUAUGCAGCUAAGGAAGCCACAAAGAAGACAAAAAAAGCUAAGCUAUUUUUUUCACUCACAGAUGUACCUCAGAUUGAUUGUGAUGUCAAGGCGGGGAAGAUAAUCAAUCCAGAAUUCAUUGCAAAAUGCCCUCCUGGAUGUCAAGAUGUAAAAUACCGUGUUUAUGGCACAGACAUUUAUGCUUCUUUUUCCAGUGUGUGCAACGCUGCAAUUCACAGUGGUAUAAUCGACAACGCAGGCGGGAAGAUCCUCGUCCAGAAAGUCGCCGGCCACUCCGGUUACCGUGGGAGCUUCUCCAACGGGGUCCGGUCCCUGUCACUGCCGCGCUGGAGAGAGUCCUUCCUCGUGUCAGAGGGCAAGCCAAGAAAAGGUGUGACAUAUCCAUCAACUCUUGAAUAUUCUUCUUCAAAAAGUACGGCUGUUAAAUCAGAGCCUAGAAAGACAGAGCAAGACCUAAGAGCUACAAAGAGCGCAGAUACCACUAAUGCAUCGGAAAAAACAUCAGAACAAGGGGACGCAGUCCGCAAAGAGUAUCAGACAUCGCCGGUGCCGACGCCAGCCACACAAAUGGCCACCACAACCCCAACCCCGACGCCCACGACAACGGAGCCUUCCACCACAACGCCAAAGCCCACCACAACGCCUGCAACAACCAGAACCACAACAGCUACAGCUGCGGGCAAGACUAGGCCUGGACCGCAUAGGGUCAGAGAUAUAGGUUCUAGCAGUGUUCACCCAGCAUACGCAUCUGUGGUAGCUGCAGCAUCAAGACAGGUUCAGGCUGCACAAGGAAGAGGACAGAACACAGUGUUCAGGGGCAUCUCCACCUCUGCAAGUAACAGGAAUAUUUUACGAUCCAGUACAGGUAUUCAGCGCCAAGAGCCUGUUGCCACCUUCCAGAGGGCUGCCGGCUCUCCAGCCCACCUAGCAAUGGAAACAGACUUAUGGAAACCUGGAUUGAGCCUUUUUGACACAGGCUUCAGUUCAAAGGAAGAAUUGAAUCCAAAGCCACUGGAGUCCAUCUCCCAGGGGAACCCAAAUUGCAAGGUUGAUUUAUCCUUCUUGAUGGACGGGAGCUGGAGCAUUGGCAAACGCCGCUUUCAGCUCCAGAAGCAGUUCCUCAGUAAUGUGGCCCAAGCCCUUGGCAUCGGCAGCGCUGGUCCCCUGAUGGGCAUCGUUCAGUUCGGUGAUGACCCUUCCACAGAAUUUAACUUAAAAACUUACACCAACUCCAAGGACCUAAGAAACGCCAUUGAGAAAAUCCCACAGAAAGGUGGACUUUCCAACGUUGGGAAGGCACUUUCCUUUGUUAACAAAAACUUAUUUUCGGAUGCUAAUGGAAACAGAGGUGAAGCACCCAACGUGGUUGUAGUGAUAGUAGAUGGGUGGCCAACUGACCGAGUGGAGGAGGCCUCCAGGCUGGCCAGAGAAUCAGGGAUCAACAUUUUCUUUGUCACUAUUGAAGCAGCUGCUGAAAGUGAGAAGCAGAACGUUAUCGAACCAAACUUUGUGGACAAGGCAGUGUGCAGGACAAAUGGCUUCUACUCCAUCAACGUGCCCAGCUGGUUCAGCCUCCACAAGGUGGUCCAGCCCUUGGUGAAGCGGGUCUGCGACACGGAUCGACUGGCUUGCAGCAAGACGUGCCUCAACUCAGCUGACAUCGGUUUCGUAAUCGACGGCUCCAGCAGUGUCGGCACCAGCAACUUCCGCACGGUCCUCCAGUUCGUAGCCAACAUCAGCAAGGAGUUUGAGAUUUCGGACACCGACACCCGCGUCGGAGCUGUUCAGUACACCUAUGAGCAAAGGCUCGAGUUCAGCUUUGACAAGUACAGCACGAAGCAGGACGUGCUGAGCGCUAUUAAAAGGAUCAGUUACUGGAGCGGUGGGACCAGCACGGGAGCAGCCAUCAGCUACGCCUCCGAGCAGCUGUUCAGCAAAUCCAAACCCAACAAAAGGAAGAUCAUGAUUCUCAUCACAGAUGGCAGGUCUUACGACGAUGUCCAAGUGCCGGCCAUGGCAGCUCACCGAAACGGUGUUAUCGCUUACUCCAUUGGAGUUGCCUGGGCAGCCCAAGAUGAACUGGAAGCCAUUGCAACGGACCCUGAUAAGGAACACUCCUUCUUUGUGGAUGAAUUUGACAACCUCUACCGCUUUGUUAAUCAGCUCAUCCAAAACAUUUGCACAGAAUUUAAUUCCCAGCCACGGAACUGAUGGACUCGAGCAAGGCGGGACCCUCGGGCACCAUGCCAAAGUCACACCAAGUGCCCCAGGAGAAAUGCCAGUCCUUGGUUCAAAGACAUACAGGAGGCGUUUUUCUCUGGCACUUGCCAGUCAGCAAGGUUGAUUGCAGCUCUGUUCCUAUGCAUGAUAACGCUCUAUGUAGACUGUUGAUUUUAUUUUUUUUUUUUCCUUGCAGGCUUCAGAAAGUCUGGUUUGGAUGGAUAGCGAAAGAGGCAGUAAACAUGGAGGAAAUAACUGAAGCUGUUUGAAAAGCUGCUUCCAGUGUAGAGCCCUGGCUUGCCUGAUUCCCACUUUGGGCAUACACAAGCUCCUUAAAAUGUACCACCUUUUUCCUGAAGUGGCCAGGUCCCUUCAGGGAGCAGUCACACUGUUCAGCUGCUGUGGCAGAAGCACCUUCAUGUGGCACUGCCAAGGAGACAACACCCAGGUCAGGGCUGAAAUACCAGGCACUUUUUUUGGGGGGACAUACACACCCACCCACCCCCCCCCCCCUGCAAUUUGGGUACCUUCUUACAAGCAAGCAUUCUCUUCAUACAGCUGUGUUGUCAGCAAGUUAAACUUCAGCUGGUGUAAAUUCAAGCACUGAGAUUUAUCCAAACCCAGAGACUGAAAAGCAAGUCAGAGGAAAGAGUCAAGCUGUGGGACCCUAAAACCGUUUGACAACCCCAGUAACAUCCCAAAUCCACAGAGCAGCCAGCAUGCAGGAACUGGAAUCUAGUCUCCUAUAGCACUGCAUCAAUACUUGAUUUUGAGAAGUAUCUUGUCCCCUUAGCUUUCUUGCUCCACGCUUGUGCAACUCAAGGCCUGCAGGAGAGCUGCCAGGACAGAGGAGACUGAGAAAAAUUGCGGGGUUAAGUUGGUUGGAAUCAGAAAAGCAUUUGAGACCCACUGCUGUAUCAUUACACCACAGCUCAGAAGAGUUUACAGCAGUCUCUAGUGUGAGGAGAGCUACUCAAGAGCCAUUAACAGGAUUUAAGAGGGAAUUGUCUGAAGUUCUCACUUACACACUGGGGAAAGCAUUUUGAGCAUUUACAGACACCCUCUCCCACAUUUGGGAUUGACUUCCAUUUUAUGGAUUGAUUUCAAAAUGAACCUACUACAGCCCUGGAUUAUUCAAAACACAUGAUUGUUUCUUAAGUGAACUAGGUAUAUCACUAGUCAGUAGGGGAGGAGUGACACACUAAGAGGGCCAAAAGAAUUGCUCUUUUAUGAGGAAGCAGCAGUAGCUGGUUACGUUUUCAUCCAAUAUAAUUUAAGAAAAUAUGUUCAUUCAGCAAUGUUACUGAAGGAAAGGGAUGGAGUUUUAGAGCCAAUAAAAAUGUGUGUGCUCAUGCACGUUAUGGCAAUCAAAGCCACACCACGUCAAGCUUGUGGAACUAAGAGGAAAUGGGAAGAAAUUAAAACUCAGUUUUCACAUCUUACUCGCAAACCAGGCUUUUAAUAGCAGUGAUAAUUUUGAUAAACAUGGUGGGUCAUGGUUAUUAUUCACAAAAAUGUUAAUUGAAAUAAAUUGCCAUAAGGGAGACUCUUUUCUGUCAACAAAAUUAGCACAAUCUUUUAAAUCGUUGUUUAGAAAUAUAACUGAAAUAGCUCAAAAAUUACCAAGUAAGCAUGAUGCAAACUAAUGAGAACAGCAGAUUCUGCAUGAUCUCCCUGGUGUAAUAACAUAAGCCAGGCUGGGGUCCUCUCCAGAGGUUAUCAAAACCAAUCCAGGGUGAAACAGCAGUUUUACCCAGGGAAAGGUCAAAUCUUCCUCUUAGAAGAAACAUUCAGUUCCAGCUUUGACUGAAAAUCACCAAUAAAAUAAUGCUACCCAGCCAAAAAAUGCAGGGAACUGCCAGCUUCCAAAAAAAGAGGCAAAACAAAGACAUAAAAUAUAUUUCUAUGCAAAGUUUUUAACACUAAUCUGUGCUGCUGCACUUCCACAGCAAUAGCUUCUUGGCUUGAAAAAAGAUUAAGGAUAGAGAGUUAGGUAGAAGCAGAGCAACCCCUGAAACCCCCCAUCUCCUGACCCACCUCCCUCACUACCAUUCAGCCAAAAGCAUCUUUCUCUGUCAACAAGGGUUAUUACAUAGGCUGGGCAAAACUCAGACACAUACACUGAAUUUACCUUCAGACACAGGAUUUAUUGUCUGAAGACUUGUUUGCUUGGAGUUUAAUUUGGGGCUAGCUGAGAAAAAGUCUUAACUUUUAGCUACUCUUUAUGUUGUGGUUUAAUUUUUAAUGCAACACCCUACCACCACAUGUUGUUUUCCACACUGGCCGUACUUCUGCAGCACAUAAGACUGGUACUCUGCAGGGACUCCUCAGCGUUUCACUCGUGCUCUGCCAGAAGCACAGCACAGGCGGCCGAGACAUUAGGAACAGUUAGAGCCACACGUGUUUUUUAGGAUAUGCAUUUUCAUUUCUUCCCAAAGCUUAAACUUCAAGCCAUGACGGUGAGCUUUCAGAUGGUCUCUCCCAGGGUAGCUGCACAGCUAUCUUCUGCGCCAAGCAUUUAUAAAGGGCACUUCAGGGCUUGUUGUUGUUUAAAUGGUUUAUCUUAAGUUUACAGAACAACUAUGGCGUUCCUUUGCCACUGUGUGUUUUUAUUAACUUGUCGGGUUGACCUUGAAAUUGUUGGAUCUCAGAGUAGAAAAGUGGUUUAAUGUUUAAUCUGACUUUCAUCUAAACAUAGGUGUCCUAUUCAUAAACAUUGUAAACUUAAGCAUAAGCCUCAAAACUUGUAAGAAUACACCCUUCCACAAACAAAAGCAAGUGGAUCAGUACGGAACACACUCCCUCUUUACCUUUCAAGGCAAUCAAAUUCUUUCUUUCUACUAGUGUCUAAAUACUGUUUUAUUCAAAAUCAAGAUAACUUACAUAUAAAUCUCCAUAAAUGUUUGAGGGGGUACAUUUGUUUGAAGAAAGCAGCAAAACUCCUUCUGUAACAUAUACAAGCUAUUUUGAGCUUAUCAAUACAAGUUGCUGUAUCUUUUGCAAUAAAAUUGUCCCAAAG
Tyto alba (common barn owl) is the source of this 5582-nucleotide messenger RNA. RefSeq names its product vitrin (gene VIT). The record is from RefSeq and is a predicted model, not a curated record. The transcript has 19 exons. Lineage: Eukaryota; Metazoa; Chordata; Aves; Strigiformes; Tytonidae. The coding region runs from base 293 to 2554 and encodes 753 amino acids. Gene Ontology annotation, cellular component: interstitial matrix. Gene Ontology annotation, biological process: positive regulation of cell-substrate adhesion; extracellular matrix organization.